This is a messenger RNA of Oreochromis aureus, 845 nucleotides long. It is a transcript of the gene med11, whose product is annotated as mediator complex subunit 11. Gene Ontology annotation, molecular function: transcription coregulator activity. Gene Ontology annotation, cellular component: mediator complex. Bases 172 to 525 code for a protein of 117 amino acids. Gene Ontology annotation, biological process: regulation of transcription by RNA polymerase II. The transcript has 3 exons. Lineage: Eukaryota; Metazoa; Chordata; Actinopteri; Cichliformes; Cichlidae. The record is from RefSeq and is a predicted model, not a curated record.
UACUCUGCCCUCAACCAUAACGCAUUAGUGUCGUAAAGUUGCAGGGACUGUAGUAGUUGUAAGUUUCCUUCCGUUUAAACUCGAUUAAGUGGCUUUGGGUCACACCGUGGAUCGCUGUGCAGUGGAGCUGGUCCUCGGAGAGCGGCUGCUGUGGCUGCUUCCCGCCUGCCGAUGGCUAAUGACAGGCUGAGAGCGCUGGAGGAUGUGGAGAAGGAGAUAGCGAUGGUGCUGCAGUGUGCCGGUAAUAUUGUUCUUGAACUCUCCAAAGAUAAACACAAUGCCAGCUUCCUGGACAGACAGCUCAUCCAGUUCCAGAACUCAGUCAGCCGAGUGGAGAACGAACUAAGUGCCCAGAUCCGCUACCUUACACAGGUAGCGACUGGUCAGCCGCAUGAAGGUUCUACCUAUUCAGCCAGGAAGGACUGUCAGAUGGCACUGAACCGAGCCGAGUAUGCCAAGGUCAAAUUGGGAGAACUGGGACGCACCUGUGAAGUCAUGCUGGAGCAGCAGCAGCAGCAGACAUGAGAGUCAGCUGGUUGCUGGGAUUGAGAUCAUUGUGCUUGGACUGGCACAGCACUUUCAGAUACCUAAUGCAACAGCAUUUCUACGUAUUCCCUUCGUGUGUCACCACCGCUCAAGUUUUCACAGCCCUUCUCACUGUUGUUAAAAUACUGACGUGUCCCAACAAAUGUAAACAAAAACUCAAGGAAAGAAAAAAGCGUUUUUAUACGGGGGUCUGUGUAUGUUGUGUUUCUGGGUGAUUUUGUUAUCAGUUUAAGGAUCAGCUCAUAUGUAGAAACUGUCGAUACUUUUAAUAAAACAACGAAUCAUCUUUUGGGGAAAAA